AUAGCAAGAGUUUAUUGUUCCCGCAUCGUAUGUGUUUUUUCCUCGUACGGACGUACACCCACACUGCGUGUUACUUCUCCCUAGUUUUCUCUUUACCAUUUUUGUGUUUCUUUUUUACAGAGAAAGAUCGAGCAAAGACAAGACCCAUUUGGAAUCACUUCACUGAGUUCACUCUCAUCGAUUAUUGUUGUGAGUUGUGUUCUUUAACUACUUCUUUAUCUUCUUACCAGUCUAAACCCUCGUGUGACCAAAAAUGUUUCUCAAGGCACAGCUACAAUGGAAUGUCAUAAUUCCUGCUGAUAAUCUUGAUGCCAAAGGACUGGCAUUGCAGAAGGCAAUAAUAGUUCGCCUUAUGGAUGAGUUUGCUGCCAAGAAAGCUACAAGUUCUCUUGGCUAUUUUCUUGCAGUAACCUCUUUGGACAAAGUGGGAGAAGGAAGAGUGAGAGAGCACUCAGGGGAUGUGCUUUUUCCUGUAACCUUCACUUGCUUGACCUACAAGGCUUUUUCUGGUGAGGUUUUAGAAGGCGAAGUGCACAAGAUUCUGAAGCAUGGUGUAUUUAUUAGGUGCGGACCAGUGGAGAACAUCUAUCUCUCUCAUCUGAAGAUGCAGGGCUACAGUUUUGUGCCUGGUGAGAAUCCAAUCUUCAUGAGCGAAAAAGCAGCUAAGAUUGAGAAAGGUGUGAAGCUGCGUGUUAUGGUAAUUGGUGUGAGGUAUAUGGAGGCUGAAAAGGAAUUCCAGGCAGUUGCCAACUUGGAUGGCGAUUUCCUGGGGCCUAUUUAGUAGUUUUUGUACUUUGACAUGAACAGGGUUCAUAUGUGCAAGUAGACUACUAGACUCUUAUCUGUAUUUUGUGUUGGGGUACUUUUGGUAAAUUCAGUAGAUUUGGUUUCAAGUGACUAUCAAAAUUUCAAAAUUAUAGCAUGGCUCUAGAGUUUAAUGGUUUCA
This is a messenger RNA of Daucus carota subsp. sativus, 946 nucleotides long. Its product is annotated as DNA-directed RNA polymerase V subunit 7. Gene Ontology annotation, biological process: DNA-templated transcription initiation. The coding region runs from base 254 to 781 and encodes 175 amino acids. The transcript is spliced from 2 exons. NCBI's taxonomy places the organism in Eukaryota, Viridiplantae, Streptophyta, Magnoliopsida, Apiales, Apiaceae. The record is from RefSeq and is a predicted model, not a curated record. Gene Ontology annotation, molecular function: single-stranded DNA binding; single-stranded RNA binding.